CUCAGCUUUCGGAGCUUGGCUGCGCCUUGCGGGCAUGCCAGCGUGCUCAAAAACGCUGCGGAGCACACGAUUCAACUACACCGCCGACUCGUGCCCGUGCUCGCUCGGCGGCUGCACGUCGCUGUGGCCAUGCACCGCCUCGCGCCUCUGCUUCAAACACGAUCUGCCCUCUGCCGCAGUCGCAGCGUCCCACCGCGCUGCAGCGCUGGGCAGUGCCACCGCGAGCUCCGACCUCGAUGGUGACGGUGGCGGCCGGGGCAGCCACGGCGUCACGUACCUCUUCUUCCUCUCCUUCAACCGGUCGUUAGUGCGCAAUGCCUUUGCCUCCAACCCGUGGAAGGCGCGUGCCAGGGAAGUCAACCGCGUCCUCUGGUUCAUGCACACCGCACGAGCAGUCGGCACCCUGCUGCCCGUCCACGCCGUCGUCGCCGGCGACCGCGAUGCGGCGAGCGAGGCGAAGCUGGAGGCGGCUGGCAGUGCGGCUGCGGCCGGCGUGAGGCUGCUGUCUGGGCCGAUGGUGCCUUCCCCCGCGUGGGCCUCGAAGUGGCACCGCCUCUCCUUCAACAAGAUCGCGGCGCUCUCCUUCACGCAGUUCCGCAAGGUGGUUGUCCUCGACAACGACGUCGGCCUGCUCCGGAGCAUGGACCACAUGCUGCUCCACGCGCCCGCCCCCGCCGCCGUCUUCCACACCACCAUCGGACCGCUCGCAAAAAGGACGCCGUGCGCGGUCACGACCGGGCUGCUCGUACUUCGGCCGUCACAGCGCGCCUUUGCCCGCGCGCUCUCCACGCUGGCGGCGAUGAACUACUCACGCGAGACCUACGACGGCGGCGACGAGGAGUUCUGGCUCCGCUACUUUGCGGACGGGGCGGCGGCGGGCGAGCCGCUCUACGAGCUGCCGUGGAGGUACCACACGCACCGCUUGCUGCCGCUGCCUCCGGAAGAGUGGUACCGCGUGCGCAUGCUCCACCUCAUCGGCAGCCUGGCCGGCCGCGGCUUCUGCAUCCCGCGGAACGCGACCCGCGCCGCAGAAAUGUAUCCGACGUGGACCACCAGGACAGAGAAAUGGGGGCUGUGAACGAAGAGGUGUCAGCACAGGGUUCGCCCACCCUCUCAAACCGACUCGCACAAUCGGUCGAUUUAAAAAUAAAACAAAAA
Molecule: messenger RNA, 1158 nt
Organism: Emiliania huxleyi CCMP1516
Lineage: Eukaryota; Haptophyta; Isochrysidales; Noelaerhabdaceae
Exons: 3
Coding region: 35-1078 (347 amino acids)
Molecular function (GO): glycosyltransferase activity
Source: RefSeq, a predicted model, not a curated record